CCAACCCCCCCCCUCCACCACCUAACCGUCUCGCUGCUCAUUCCCAUACGCCGCUCUCAUUCACAACUUGCGCUUCCGCCCUUGGUCUCCUGGGAAAAAAAGUCGAAUAUACAUACAGACGCUUCUUCCUCUCCCUCUCGCCCCUCCUUCUCAUUGCUGUAACCUCCUCGCUCAACGACAACAACAACAACAAGCAACAAGAUGCUGUUCAAAAACCUGAUCGUCGUCGCUAUCGGCGCGGCAGUCUCAUGUUCCGCCCUCACCCCGCCCAUUCAGUCGCGGGAACUGUCCCUCAUCGAGGAACGAUCUUUGGAGGCUCGUGAACCACAUGCUGGUCAUCAACAUCGUCCUGCCGCUCCAGCACGUGCCGCUCCAGCGCGAGGUGCUGCUAAGGCCGCCGCUCCGGCCAGGGCUGCUCGCCCGGGUGCAAACAGAGCCAGGAAAGGUGCUGCUGCCGGUGCUGCCGGUGCCGCCGCUCCUGCCAAAGCCGCGCCCGCGGGUGCAAGGAAAGCCAGGAAAGGUGCUGCCGCCGCAGCACCCGCCGCAGCACCCGCCGCGGGAGCUGCCCCCGCUCAGGGAGCUGCAGCCAAGAAGGGUGGUCGUCUCGGUGGUGCCGCCGCCGGCGCACAAAAGCGAGCAGGAGCUAAGGCUCAGAAAGGCCGGAAGGGUCGUGGAGCCGCCGCUGGAGGAGCCGCCGCCGGAGGAGCCGCUGCUGGAACGGGAGCCGCCACCGGAGCAGCCCCCGCCGCAUCACCCGUCGCCGCACCCCCCGCCGCACGACAAGGCCCCAUCAAUGCCGCGCUCGGCGGAAACCGUGCCAGCGCAGCUGCCAUUGGCGGCAAUGCCUUCUGCCAGCAAUUCAACGGCCUUGCCAUCACGAACGGCCAGCCCGUCCCCGCCGGCGGUUGCGCAACCACCAUCCAAGGCGCCCUCCCCGAAGCCGUCAACAUGCCGUCCACCAUGAUCGUCUCCCCCGCGAACGGCGCCACCAUCCGCCGAGGCCAAAACAUCCCCGUCGUCGUCAACACCGCAAACCUCGUCACGGGCUUCUCCUCCAACCCCUCCACCGCUCUCUACACCACCCCGCAAACCCUCUCCGCCCAAGGAACCGUCCAAGGCCACCAGCACUUUGUCUUCCAAAAGAUCGCGGGAGCCGGUGCCCAACGCCCAAGCGUCCCCGACGCCCGCACGUUCGCCUUCUUCCAGGGCCUCAACUCCGCCGCCGACGCCAACGGAAACCUGCGCGCAACCAUCCCCGCUGCGAGCGUCGCCGCGGCCGGACCGGGCAUGUACAGGCUGUGCACCAUGGCCGCGUCAAACUCCCACCAACCCCUCGUCAUGCCCGUUGCCCAGCGUGGAGCGCAGGACGACUGUGUUCGUAUCAAUGUCGUGUAAAAACGUUUCCCCUCCAACAUUUUGGUUCCGGUCUGUCUGUAGAUAUCUCCCCACUUUUCCCACCUUUAGACUCAUCCAUUUGUAAAUGUCUGCCCCGAGGCUAGCUUCCCCUUAGAUUGGUUUUUGUACAUUUCGCGCGCCCUACCCCGACCCGGUCUAUUGUACAUCCCUGCUGGACGUAGGUUGGACACACACAUACUCACUGUUGUAUAUGAAAAGAAUAAACGUUUGAUCCGAAGACUU
This is a messenger RNA of Fimicolochytrium jonesii, 1638 nucleotides long. RefSeq lists its product as uncharacterized. The coding region runs from base 202 to 1395 and encodes 397 amino acids. NCBI's taxonomy places the organism in Eukaryota, Fungi, Chytridiomycota, Chytridiomycetes, Spizellomycetales, Powellomycetaceae. The record is from RefSeq and is a predicted model, not a curated record. The transcript has 2 exons.